Molecule: messenger RNA, 1405 nt
Organism: Corticium candelabrum
Lineage: Eukaryota; Metazoa; Porifera; Homoscleromorpha; Homosclerophorida; Plakinidae
Exons: 10
Coding region: 50-1006 (318 amino acids)
Source: RefSeq, a predicted model, not a curated record
GUCACAAUUCACUUGAAGACUCCAAACUGUCACUCAAAAACGAGACGACAUGGUGUCGACAUCUACUUGCGUCCAAAUUUUCAUCCUCUUUUCCAUGGUUGGAACCAGCGUAGUCUUAAGCCAUGAGUGCCUAAGCGAUGGGUGCAACUUUACAGAAGAAGAUGCAGUGCCGUAUGUUAUGACCAAGCAAGUUGGACGAGUAAUCAAGAUUUUGAGCACCCACUACAGUACCCGCAGCGAUACGUGGAUAGGAAUGCUGUUGGAGAAUAUCAGUGUAGUUAUGCUACAUGGUUCGGCUUUGUUCAAGGCAAUCCCGAGACUAUCAUACGAAGACCAUUAUAUGUCGGAGUUAAACGCAACAGUUACCACUUUGAGAGAAUGGUAUCUUGUAGCAAAUCAAUUCUGGAAAAAGUUGCAAGAGAAUGUAAACUCUCUUUCGAAUCGGCUGUGUUCAAGAAAUGGGAAAGGUGGAGAUGGCUCAAGUCAAGAAUCUGCUGGUCAAACGUGUAAUACAAUACGAAAAUAUUGGUUGACUAGACUUAAUGCCAACUCGUCUGUCCGUUGGAUUAAUCCAAGUCCGAAUUCAGGAAAAGCGUUUCAAAUUUAUUGCGAUUUUGAGUCGUUUGGCGGUGGAUGGAAUCUUGUAUAUUCGAGUAGAGAUGCUAAGAGUGGAUCUAGCAACAACAUGCAGAAAGGCAGCAGGUCUACUGCUCACAUUACUAGUCUUGAUCCGGGAAACGCCAACAAACGCUUAGCAUACGAUGUGUUGAAAGCUAUAGAAAAUAGUCAAGAGGGAUACAAUCAGAUCAUGUUGACAGGAUACCAAGACUACGAAAAAAAGACAACCUUGAUUAAGAUGUAUUUCAACAACACAGCCAACUCUGGUAACAAUUUUAGCGCGUUUAUAGAAGCAGGUUUUGCCGGACAACAUUCUUGUUCAACGUACUCCUACUAUGGCACAGAACUUUCCAGUCACAAACCCAUCGCUCUCAGCUGGAAUAGCUGAACGGCUUUUGUGGCUGGAGCAAUGUCUUCUAGUUGUGCUUGGAAUAAAGAAGUUUGGAAUGAGAUAACUAAUAGAGGAGGACACAUUCUCGCCCCUGAAAAUUGGGACAAUGCUGAACCUCAUUCCUCUCAAACAACAGAAAAAGGAGCGUGCAAACAUCGUGGUCUAUUCCACAUCUUUGUUCGCUAACUUGCUUAAAUGAGAAACAAUUGCAAAGUUAGAUCACCCACAACUGAGAAACAUGUCUUACAUAAUACUUCUAAACUCAACGAAGAAAUCAUAUUGUUGCAUGUAGCUAGCACACAAACAUAGUCAAACGCUAUAUCAACAUUUGUCGUUGAUACUACAGGUUUUUCGUUUAGUGCAUUUAAUCAAUAAAUAUUUGUUUGCUUGAAAUAA